This is a messenger RNA of Sclerotinia trifoliorum, 3888 nucleotides long. The record is from the annotation of a GenBank genome assembly. Lineage: Eukaryota; Fungi; Ascomycota; Leotiomycetes; Helotiales; Sclerotiniaceae.
AGAAACGAGAUAUAGAGUAAGAUUCAGAUAUUCAAUUCACAACUAACACAAAACAAAAGACUACAAGUCACACACGAACAUCCCGAACGAAAGAACAGGACGCCGCCGACCACCUUAUUUACAACAGACUGACCGGAUAUCCUGGCUCAGUCAAACUUUUAUUCCCCACCUCUUUACGUUCAAUUUUAUGCAGCCGUCGCCUCCCGAUAAUUUUAACAGAAAUCUUACCCUCGAAAACCGGUCAGAAAUAUCCAAUUCUUCUAAUUAUGGCAUCCACUCUCCUCGCCUCCAGUCCAGCGAGCUGGUCAGUCCUCAAAAUGGACUCGCCAACUCAACGGCAAGCUCAACCCCUUCGCCAGGUUCAGCAGGAGCAGGAUUGGGAUGGCGAUCGUCUCUCGAUGACGUGCAGGAGUCAUUGCAUGGAUUGAACUUGGAGACCGAUUUUGAAAAUCGUCCGAGACCAUCCUAUCAACGAAUUGCUGAGUAUGAGAAUGCACUUGCUCCUAGUCCAUCCAGAAAACAGCCUGAGGGACCUGGGUUUAUGGUUGUGAAGAAGAAAGGCAGUAUGAGAAGUGAUGAAGGACCCCAGCUGGAGAAUUUUCCCAAUGGUAUUGUUCGAUCCUUUUCUUGGCAUCAAAUGACAUUUUUCUAAUAUUAUUUCUUACAGAGGUCUUGACCCAUAUUCUAUCGCAUUUGCCCGCAUCUUCUCUAUCUGCAGUCUCACUUGCAUCGCGAAGGUUUUACAAUUUGGUCACCACCCCUCACGCAUGGCGCGUCGCAUUUUCGAGGUUUUUUCCGGGCCAAGAUAUUACAGACACGUCACCUAUAACUUUGGGUCGUAUUUCAGAUGAUGAGGAACGAGAACAAUUUCGCGAGCAACGAUUCUUCACGCGACUGACAGGGUUGGCAAGCUGGAGGAGCGAAUAUGUGCUCCGAACGCGCCUCUUGAGAAGUCUUGGAAGAGGAAAACCUGCUCAAGGUGUCGAACAAAGCGGUUCAAGCCGAACGAACGGUGUCGGAAAUACAAGCGCUGUCACGACAUAUACCUCAGGACUUUUCACGUCCAUCAAUCACCUCCAUGGCAUUUUCGCCGAAGGAAAGAAAUAUCCGCGAUUUAUUCAUGGCUCUGAUGAAACUGGUUCUGCGAAUAGUAGCGAUCCUAAACUUGGAAAAAUUGAUUCUUGGGGUUUGGCUGAUCCACAGGCACUGCCCCAAUUUGCAGACCUCUUUACGGGCGAUGUGCCCUACGGUCUUGGAGAUGGUCCCGCAGGUCUUCCAAACGUUAUGGAUGUUAGUCAGCCCUUCGGAAUGGUGUAUGGAGAAGGUUUUCCAGGAGGUUCGGUCUACUACAGAGCAACAAAUGAAAUUCGUGGUCGUUUUCUAGCUCAUUCACCACCCAGUUUAGCAGACGCAGAAUCUGGGAUACCAAAUAUACCACCUCUCACCGAAGCGAUAUCCUCACUUUGGAUUGCUAAAUCUAUGUCUGCACCCAAUGCCACUAAUGGUCUGAUUGGCAUUAUGACUGGCUCGACACUCGGUGUUAUCACAGCUUACAGUCUGAGCGCGGACUAUGUGAAGACCAAACCUGGGCAGGUGAUGGCUCGUUGGAUCCCUUCUCCUGGCGUCCCUAUAAUUUCAAUUAGCGUGGAUGACUCUUAUAGUCAGUCACGCAGAGCAUUGGGUCGAGCUUGGGCAGUCGCCCUGAACGCUUUAGGCGAGGUUUUCUACCUAAGUGACGUACCUAUACACCCUCCAUUCAAUGCAUUAUUAGGCGAGGAUUACUUGGGUAGGCAGGCCUGGAUCUGUGGUCGUUCCGUAUACUGGCAAGUUGUGGAAGCAUCUCGACGUAUAGCACGCGAUGAUCCAUGGCAGGAGGCUGAAGUUCAUGGCAGCUAUUCCCCUAGAUCGUCAUGUUCUUCUAUGAAUCUUUCCCGGCAGCAGCUGGUGGCGGAAACCCAUGAGAUUGAAAAAUUCCUGAGGUUUCGUCCCUUGCAUUUCCGCACUGUCUGUCAUGGAUGGGAUAUGCGCCGAAGACUUGAAGUUGACUUCAGUGGCGAUGAUGGUAACGGAGCUGGCGAGAGCGUGUUUGUAAUUGGUUGUGGGAUCAAUCCUGGAGAGAACGCCGAAAUCAAGCGAUAUACAAGGUGUAAAAUCGAACAAGCAUCGCUGGACGGAUUUACGUUACCAAGAACUGCUCCGGCAACACCUCCAGUGCCUUCCGAGCAGGCUGAGAUACCCUCCAUAUUUGGAAACGUGUCGAAAAUUAAGUCAGAGGAGAUCACUUCGCCAAAUUCACCAAUAUCGCCCAUGACGAAGCUAGACCAACCUUCCGGAGAUCUGAAGUCUCUUAUGGAUGAAGAAUGGCGAAUCUCUUUACUAUCUUUGAAAUCCUAUCCCGGUGUUGAGAUCACCACGUCUGCUAUUGAUUUAUCAGCAUAUGCCCUGCUCACAAUUGAUGAAGACCCAUUACGCACGGUGAAUGGGAAUACAAGCUUUGCUCCUUUCCCAGAAACACCAUCUGAUGAGACUUCGUCAAUCAGCAUUCCUGGAUAUCGUGCACGUUAUUUAGCUGUAGGCACCAAGAUAGGCCAGGUUAUAUUGUGGAAUAUGCGUGGCCCUCAAUCUGCGAAUCCUCAAGUAGUUAACGAAUUACAUCCAAUUCGUACUAUCGUCACGGAAUCCCCUCAAGUAUCAUGUUUGGCGGUUUCUGCAUUGUUUGUUGUUCAUGGUGGUAAUGAUGGCCUUGUACAAGCCUGGGAUCCUCUGGCAUCGUCUGCUCAGCCCGUUCGUACUCUACACUCUCGCUUCUCUUCCCGUGCUCGACGACGAUUAAUCCAAGCUGAGGCGCGAAUUCAUGGUGUAGGCAUCAAUCUUUAUGCAGCAGGUGCCAUUGUUCUUGAUCCUGACCCAACUAUCUUACGUGGCAUGGUAUCACUUGGUACUCAUCUUCGAUACUGGCACUACAGUUCCUCUGCUGCCGAUCAAUUCCAGACCAAAAAACGAAGGCUGCGUCGGGGUGAACGUGGUAGUAAUGGAGCAAGUGAUCGAUUUAGCAAUACUGGCAGGGGGGCUAUAUUGAGUCAAAUUGCCAUCGAACAACAAGAAGUCGACCAGGAAAAGAAGGAAAAGGCUAAGGAGGCAGCCAGAUUUGCUGGUCGAUUUGGUGUUGGCUUCGCUGGCCUUAGUGAAGAAGAAGCUUUGCGCUAUGCAGAAAUGGUGUCUGCUCAAGCCCUCAUAGACGAUGAAGAACGUCGUAUCAGUGAAUCCGGGUAUUUUGCAGAUACUGGCGAGGAUUCUCCCACCAAAGGUGGUAGUAGCGCCAGAACUGUCACACCUGAAGCUAGCACUAGAAGUCAACCCAUGGCUCCCAUGUCGAGUACAGAGGCCCAACCUGACUACGAUCAUGAUCUUGAGGAGGCUAUACGUCUUUCUUUAAUGGAUGGCCAUGCAAUCGGUGACAACGGCUAUUCCCCAGGCAAUGGCGAUUAUGACAUAAACUUCACCUACAAACAAAAAAAGACAGGACGUUCAACAUCAACCUCGCCAUCAACUAGUCAAGCAUCCAAGAACAGAUUCAGUUCGGAAGGGUCAUAUUCUAUGGACAAGCAUGCUCAAUUAGCGGAUGACCUUGAGUUUGCUUUGCAGCUUAGUUUGGCGGAGGAACGAAGCAAACAAGAGGCUGAAGCCGAGACUGACGAGUUUCCGGGACUCGGAUUUGCGGGGAAGGGGAAGGGGAAGGGUCGAGCGAUUUGACUUCAGAAUUGCUUGGGAUAGCUUUCUUCUCUAACGGUUAACUUCUAAUUCUUGCUUCUUCAGUAGCGUGGCUUUUAUUCGGAGGUGUCUGAGACUCUCGCGUUGAUUUUUGAUUUCUUAAAGACAGCCUUAUUA